Molecule: messenger RNA, 10515 nt
Organism: Prinia subflava (tawny-flanked prinia)
Lineage: Eukaryota; Metazoa; Chordata; Aves; Passeriformes; Cisticolidae
Gene: ABI3BP
Product: ABI family member 3 binding protein
Exons: 64
Coding region: 2949-8159 (1736 amino acids)
Biological process (GO): extracellular matrix organization; positive regulation of cell-substrate adhesion
Molecular function (GO): protein binding
Source: RefSeq, a predicted model, not a curated record
UGUAGUUUCAGGUUUGUGUGAAUGAGAGAAACCUGAGGAAUACGCUGGGUUUGAUAACUUUGUGAGUGGAAGUCAGAUUCUCUCUCUGUUUCGAUGGAGAGUGUGAAGCAGCUCUCCAACAGGAGGAGAAAUUGGAUACCUGAUAUGGAAGCAUCCAGCAGAGCAGGAUAGUGUUUGAAGUCCCACGAACUCCCUCAUGUUCCCAUGUUCAGUUUUGCACAGCAGUAGUCAACAUCCAUUGAAAUGGCAGGAGGAUUUAGGAAAACGGAAAGCAAAAGCUGAUUUUUUAAUUUUUUUUUUUCCCCCAUUUUUCACGUGGCAGAGGUUUCCUAGGAAAGAUUAGUCCUGCAGGAAAAGAAGUGGACCAAACCAGUGAUUAUCUAUUUAUCAUCUAUGGAUGGUGCAGAUGAGGGGAGCAUAUUGGAAAAUUAUACCAGAAUAUUAUACAGCUGAUUUUUGUACUCUUGAAAUAUUUUUAAUGGAAAGUUACGCUUGCAUCUGCUCAUACGAAAAUUGUCCCUGACGAAGCAUAUCCUCGAUAAGACAGAAGAAAAUACAUCUUGACAUGGGUUUUUGAGCUCUGGGCUGGGAAGAGCUGUGUUGUACAGGGAUCAGAGGGAAAGGGGUCUGCACAGUCUCAAAGGGUCACGAAGGAGAAGGUUAAAUAUCUGUAUGGAGCACCUAAGCAGAGAAGACAUGGUUGGGUAGUGCAUCAAGGAGGAAGAAAUAAGAUGCAAGUGGCAGAAGGCAAACAAGUAGUUGUGAAAGCAGGGAUGGGACUAUAUUUAUCUAUGAGAGAGGUUGUGAGGUAGGCAAAUAAUUAUUAUGUUUGUUUCACUGAGAUUUUUCUGAGUAGAAGUCGGCCUUUGUGCCUUUUUUUGGGAGGUGUUGUGUAAUCUUUUGAAGGAAAGUGAAUUUGCCAUAAGACAAAUAGGAGAGUCCAGUUUACACUGAUACAAAGACAGCUCUGUGUGACCAUGGAGCAAUUUUUCCCAUUACUCCUCCCCAGAGACAGUUACAUCAAGCGAUUGAUUUCUUAUUUUUCAAUUUUGAAGGGAAAAAAUAGAAUAUGGUUUCUGGAGAAUUUUUGAAAAUAGUACUUCAGAAACAGUAAGAGUGGCAUGUUUACUGUCUGUAUCCAUCUUUGUGUCAUUUGACACUCCUUUGGUGUGGUGUUUUAUGAGACCCCUGUCUAACUGUAUGGCCUUUCAAACAACUUUGCAUCUCAGUCAAAUUGUACCUGUUUCAUUUACCUGUUCAGAGUGUUCAUAUUCAAGAUCUGAAUCCUCCCAAAGAUCCUUCAGGUAAUAAUAGUGUUUGGGGAUUUUUUUCGGUCUGUCUCAAAUAUUGACUUUCAAGUUGUUCUUCCCAGAUUUGAGUUAGUGAAUAAUAAAAACGUUUCUUUAUGUCCAAAUUCAGAUGUUGAGUCUGGAGCACAUUCCCAUAGUCCAGCUGUUUUUGUUAUACCCGUGUGCUGCCCAUACUGAUUAGAAAAUCUUGAAAUUCCACAGGUUUGUCUCUAAGACAAUGAUUGCUGGUUUCUGUUGUGAAGUUCUCCCUGAAUUAUGGCAAACACAGGGUCUUUUUAAAUACACGAUUCAUCUGGUCUUUAAAGAAUGCUCCUCUAUGCUUCGAGAUACAAGCUUUUUAUUUUAAACUAUUUUUUUCUAACCCAGGUGGGAGUGCUGUGAUUUUACCCAUUUAUAAACACUGUGGAAGCAGAACAAUGUCAGGUUCAGUCAAGGAGGGAGCAGGACCAGACUAAGUGUACUGAAGAAUUUCACAUAUUGUAAGCAACAAAUACAUUUAGGUUUGGUUGUUUAUGGUUCUUUUGGCUUUGGUUUUGGUUAGAUUCUUUUUUUUUUUUUUUUUUUUUUUUUUUUUUUUUUUUUUUACCCUUGGGGACUGUUUUGGGUUUUCUUUGUUUGCUGGGUUUUUCCUUGUUAGGUUUUGGGGUUUUUAUUUGUAGGGAGAGAGAGAGAUAUCACUACUUAGUUGAAUAGAUUUAAUCUCUUUGGAAACUUUUGCAGAGACUGAGACUAAAUUCUUCCUUACUGUUGCUUUUUCUUCUGCUUUACCCUUUCCUUCCCACCUUCCCACUUGUGAGUGGGGUCAAAUGCUGUGCUUACCUGGCUCAUUGUAAAUAUGGAUUGCAACAGCUUUUAAUGGAAAAACAGAACUUCUUUUCUACCUAAACUUAUGUAACUAGUGAGAACACCACCCUGGAAUGAGAAGUGUUGCUUUACUAUUUUUAGUGUGCAUUGUACCCAUUAACUCACCAGACACUUAUGAAAGGGAAAAUUAUAAAGUAUUUUUAAAUUGCCAACACUAGAGACAAGUGAAAAAAUGACAUUUAGAUUUUUCAUGUCCAGUUCUUUUGCUGAAUAAAUAUUUACAAUGCCUGUUUAUAAUGUCAUGUCAAAUUAAACUAGUAUUUAUUUUGCCUGGAUGAAAGCCACAAGUAGCCUGAAUUAACCUUAAGAAAAAUGUUGAGAUUGCAAAAAUACUGAGGUCAAUACAGCAAACAGUUCUCUGAGUACUGCAAAUGCUGUUUUUGCAGUUUAACUCCAGCUCUCUUGAACAAAAACAGUGAAAAUAUCUCUCAGGUCAGUUUUCCAUUAAUAGAAAAUUUGAUGGCCAUAAUUUUAUUUUCAUGAAAUGUAAGUAAUAAAAAGGUAAUGUCUUACCCUCAGUGGUGGAAAAGAUCUUGUAACAAACCCCAGGAGAUUAUUGCAGGGGAGCCUGAUAAUAUUUUUCUAUGCUAAUUCUCAUUUUGCAGUGGGAGUGGAUGAUGUCAUCCUGUCUCCUCCCACAGUGCAAACGAAGCUUGUGUCCAAGUGCUGCUGCCUCUUGUUACAGAGAGAACGGUUCACUUAAAUGCAGCUGCUGCACCUCUGUGUGAUACCUGGCAGAGCCAUUCCCAGUGCGAGGUUGGGCUUGUCACCACCAUGUCAAGAUUUGUCUGUCUUCUUUUCUGUGGAUAUAUUGCACUAAACCUGGGAAAUACUCAGAAAUUGCCAAGAGUGAAAAGGCAGAGUCUGAAGGUUCAGAUCAAUGCAACAGACGACACUGUUUGCAUGAGGUAUCUUCGACCAAGUCAAAGCACCAAAUUACAAGGUUUUGUCCUGGGUUAUGGAAGCAACUUCUUUUCUAAUCAGUACAUUCCUUUACCUUCAGAAGGAAAAAACUAUGUAACAGAACUUGAUGCAGAGCCACGGUAUUUGGUUUCAGUAAGACCAGCACGUGUUUCAAAUAACAAGAAAUCUUGUUCAGGUCGGAACAAGACGCAAAAGCCUCUGCAGCUGGUGGUUGGCACUCUCACCCCAACCUCUGUAUUUCUCUCUUGGGGCAUCCUAGUCAACCCUCAACAUGACUGGACAGAGACAAGUAACUGUGCUAGCGACAGGUUCUAUACAGUUCGCUACAGAGAAAAAGGUAAAGACAAGAAAUGGGUUUUUCAGCUCUGCCCAGCCACAGAGACAGUGAUUGAAAAUCUGAAGCCAAACACACCUUAUGAAUUUGGAGUCAAAGACAAUGCAGAGGAUAGUAUUUGGAGCAAGACUUUGAAUCAUAAGACAGUUCUCUCUAGUAAAAAAGUAAAUGGACAAAUCCAGAAUAUGUACAAGCUGGUACCCAAUUCCCAAACACAGAUUAUACUGAGUGAUAACAAGAAGUUGGUUCCUGUCACAAUAAUCAAACAAAUUAUUCAAAAUCGGACACAGUCAAAACCACCAGAUAGUUCUUCUCUCCCAGGAGCAAUAUUAGUGCACCUUAUUGUUCCAGGUCUCAAUGAAAGUCAGCAGAAACUCCCUCCUCUCCUGACAAUAGAUGACAUACCUCAAGCAUCCAGGAAAAAACUAGCUAAGAAUGAAACUGGAAUAUGGCCUGCUGAAUCCAAAACCCCAGAAGUUCAAGAAAUCUCUCCACAGUCCCUUCCAGCUCAGGCUGAGAAAACACUUGGACCUGAAGAUUUUAAAUCAACGCCUAAACCCAAACUGGUGCAAACUCAAAACAUACCGGCAUCUAACGAAAUACAGCUCCCUCCUUCUGGAUCCAGAAUCCCUGAUGCUCCAAAAAGCCCAUUGACAGAACUUGCUACUCAGAGUCCAGCCUCGAAAUCCAUACCUCUACCUUCUGCAGAAACCAGAGAGAUGGAAAUGGCUUUUGAGGAAAAACAGACUGUUUCUCCAGGAUCCAAAGCAUCUGGUACCAUGGAAGUGCAACCAACCCGAUCCGCUUCACACGACUUUCUUCACGUUAUUACUACUCCCCAAACUUUUACAUCUUCAGAAAUACCAGGCACUGAUUUGGGUGAAAGGAAGCCUCUUUCUUCAAGAUUCACAACACCUGGCAUGCCAGAAAUGCCACCAAUCUCAGCUGCAACUGAGAGACCAGACCUGGAACCGACCUUGUCUGCUCCACGGGAAAGCACCAGGAAGGCUCCCCGAAGACCAAGGCCGAAGUCCACCACUCCUUCCUCCCCGGCAACUCAACAAACCGUGAUGGCCUCACAUGAUUUUCUUCAUGUUACUUCCACUCUCCAAACUUCUACAUCUGCAAAAGGGUCAGAGCAAGAGACUGCUACCCGGGGAUCAGGCCUGAAAAUCACUUCUCAUCCCUCCAUGGAAACCAGAGGGAGCAUGAUGGCUUUUGAUGAAAAUCAGCACAUUUCUUCAAGAUCUGAAAUGCCUGGCAUCCAAGAAAUGCCAUCAGCUGUACCCGCUCUCCCGAGACCAGUUCUGGAGCCCACAUCUUUUCCUUUCCUGAAAACCACGAGGACAGUGAUGGCAACUGAGAGACCAGACCUGGAACCGACCUUGUCUGCUCCACGGGAAACCACCAGGAAGGCUCCCCGAAGACCAAGGCCGAAGUCCACCACUCCUUCCUCCCCGGCAACUCAACAAACCGUGAUGGCCUCACAUGAUUUUCUUCAUGUUACUUCCACUCUCCAAACUUCUACAUCUGCAAAAGGGUCAGAGCAAGAGACUGCUACCCGGGGAUCAGGCCUGAAAAUCACUUCUCAUCCCUCCAUGGAAACCAGAGGGAGCAUGAUGGCUUUUGAUGAAAAUCAGCACAUUUCUUCAAGAUCUGAAAUGCCUGGCAUCCAAGAAAUGCCAUCAGCUGUACCCGCUCUCCCGAGACCAGUUCUGGAGCCCACAUCUUUUCCUUUCCUGAAAACCAUGAGGACAGUGAUGGCAACUGAGAGACCAGACCUGGAACCGACCUUGUCUGCUCCACGGGAAAGCACCAGGAAGGCUCCCCGAAGACCAAGGCCGAAGUCCACCACUCCUUCCUCCCCGGCAACUCAACAAACCGUGAUGGCUUCACUGGACUCUAAUGAUAUUAGUUUCCUGUCCCAAACUUCUGCAUCUGCAGAAAUAUCAAAAACAGAGACUGUUACAAGUUCAGCUGACCUGGAAAAAUCUAUGCCUCCAGUUUCCAGAACACCUCAUGUGCUAACGACUGCGGCUUUCGGUGGUACUCAACCUGUUCUUUCAAGUCCUGUGACACCUAGUAAGCCUGAAAUAGCAGAAGCUGGACCAGCAGCAAGGAGUGAACCCAUUCUGGAAUCUUUCACACCUAAAACUUCCCGUCCUUUUCAAUGGCCAAGGGUAACAUUAGCUCCAAAAGAAAUACCACUUAUUCCUUCUAAACUGAAACCAUCUGCCACCCCAGAAGUACAACAUGUGAAACCUGCCCCUAAACCACCACUUUUGGAGCCUAAAACUUCUCAGACUGUUGAACAACCAAAAGCAACACUAGCUCCUAAAGAAGCAAAGCUCACUACUUCUGCAUCUAAACCUAGACCAUCUGCCAGACCCCAAAAGCCACGAACUAAACCUGCAGCAACCCCUCCAGUGUCAGUCACUACUAGGAGUCCCCACACGUACGAACAUCCAAAGACUGCAGAGGUCUUGGAACCUAUUAUACUUAGAACUGAACCACCAAGGUCACCCAUAGCUCCCAGGGAGACUCCACGUGUUCCUUCUAAACCUAAAACUCCACCCAAACCUCACGUCCCCCAAGCCAAAGAUGUCCUGGAAUCUAUCACACUUAGAACUGAUCAACUAAAACCAACAAUAGUUCCUAGAGAACCACAGCGCGUUCCUUCCAGACCUAGAACAUCACCAAGCCCAGAGGUGCCACGAACAAAACCUGCUUCUAAAGAUACAUAUCACAGGCCCUCCAAACCUAAAACAUCACCCAGUCCACGUAUUCCUCCAACUAGACCAAGUCCAAAAGAAAGUCGACGUGUCCCUUCCAAGCCCAGGGCAUCACCAAGUCCAGAUGUACCUCACAAAAAACCUGGUCUUAAAGAACCACAACACAUUCCUUUUAAACCUAGAGCAACUCCUAUCCCGGAUGUUCCAUACAGGAAGCCUGAGAUUCUUCCAACCUUUGAUGAACGGGAUACUACUAUGAUUCCUUAUAUUCCUGAAAGAACAAAGGCAACAUUUGCUCCAACUGAAAAGCCAUUCAUUCCUACCAAACGCAAAACAACUGAAAGACCAAGAGUGCCAUACACCAGACCUGCAAUACGUCCGACAACUCCACAACCAAUUAUUACAAAAUCUUCUGCUACCACUGGUCAUUCAAGGGCAACAAUGGCUCCAAAAGAAACACUGCUCAUUCCUUCCAAAUCCAAAACAUCUGUUGGGCCAGAAGUACCACAAACCAAACCUGCUCCAAGGGCAACACACCUGGGAUCAAUUAACCUUGUAACAGUUCAUGUUGUUGAUGAGUCCAAAAUAACUUUGGUUCCCAAUGAAACAUACCACGUUUCACUGAGGCCCAAAAUUGGUCAAGCAACUGAAAUUCCUUGGUUCGACACAGCACCUCAUAAAACUCGUCUCACUUCUGCAAGACCAAAGCCAUCGGAUAAAUCACAGGCCAGACCUGCUUUUAUUGGAACCACACUAGCACCAGCCAGAACAAGAGCACCUGGACUGCCGAAGUGGAUUGUGCCAACAGCAGAUGGCCUUUAUACACCUGAGGCUACUGCCAGACCAAUUGACAUGGGUGUCAAAAGACCUCCAGAAUAUGUUGACACCUGGCAAAAGCCGAUUUCUGUGACUACAUCACCUGGCCCCCAGCACCCUCCUGUACCUCCUGCCAGGCCUACACAGAUGAGAAGAAAACCUUUGCCUCCUAACACUGUGACUGGUAAACCGGGGAGCCCAGCUAAGCCUGCUGGACCAACACCACCUGUGAGGACAGGAACAUUAUAUAAGACACCAACAGCUUUUGCAACUCCAGAGUACGAUGUUGAUGCAACUGUCUUCAGCUCAAGCCCUACAUCAGAAACAGAUUCUUCAGGAAAACCAAGGUACCAAGCCCCCCAUGUCAAGUACAUGAAGAAAGAUGAUGAUGUGCCUUGCUCCAUCACAAGCUCUCUUGAACAUUUUCCUCAAGAAGAAGUUGGCAGCAAGGGAGAACCCACCCGUCCUCCACAAAACCCUCCAACCAACCUCACGGUGGUGACUGUAGAGGGCUGUCCAUCCUUUGUCAUAUUGGAUUGGGAUGAACCACACAAUGACACUGUUACUGAGUAUGAGGUUGUGUCAACUAAAAAUGGAAGUGAUGGAGAAAAGGAGAAAUCAAUCAUCACUACAAACCAAACCCAUUCUACUGUGGAAAACCUAAAACCUGACACAAGUUAUGAAUUCCACGUGAAACCUAGGAACCCCCUUGGAGAAGGCCCAAGUAGCAAUGUUGUGACAUUCAGUACUGAAUCAGCGGACCCAAGAGUGAGCGAGCCAAUUUCAAUGGGGAAAGAUGCUAUCUGGACUGAAAUCCCAUUCAAUUCAGACACAUAUUCAGAAUGCAAAGGCAAACAAUACGUAAAGAGGACUUGGUAUAAGAAGUUUGUGGGUGUGCAGCUGUGCAAUUCUUUGAGAUACAAGAUAUACCUCAGUGAUUCACUUACAGGAAAAUUUUAUAACAUAGGAGACCAGAGGGGCCAUGGAGAAGAUCACUGCCAAUUUGUAGACUCAUUCUUAGAUGGAAGGACAGGACAGCAAGAAGAUCUACCAGUCAAAGAUGGGUUUUUCAGGGCAGUUCGUCAGGAACCUGUCAAAUUUGGGAAAAUCGGCGGGGAGACUCAGAUCAACUACGUCCGCUGGUACGAGUGCGGCACGUCGAUCCCUGGCAAGUGGUAGGCGCCACUGGAGGCGGUGCAGAGCCCGGCCCGUGCCCCGCAGGCUGCAGGAAGGCAACGCCGAGUGCCAGGCUCAUUGCAGUCUGAUGCCAAUACUGCCUUAAUUGUGUAAUAGUGUAGGCUGCUUACUGUAGUUAUCCAGUGUUACAAAUCUGUUUUUAGAAUAAAAAAGAAACACGGGCUAGGGACACGUCGUAGGAUAAUGUAUAGGGAAGCUGGCUCCCUAUUCUUGAGGUAUGGUUUAUAUGGUAUUUUAAAAGAUACAGUGUGUAUUUUAUUUAUCACGAUGUUGUAAUAAAUGUUUAAGGCACGGAUAUGCCAGAGUUGGUCAUGGAAUGCAAUGUGCGCUAGUUUUUAAAUAUUCACUGGUCCUGUAAUGCAAGUGCCAUAAGCUACCCUUCCUAAUCCAUCUGUAACAUCCCCCAGUCAUAAAUUAUAGAAAAGAUCUUCUAAUUUUUAAUAUCCUGCAGCCAGUAAACUUGAAGCACUUUCUCCUUACCCGUACAGUUUAUGCUCCUGCCAAAACGCCGAGGUAGGUUGCUGUAUGUGCAGCUUUAAAUGAUCGAGUUCAGUGGGGUUUUCUUCCAUGUUUGUUUUCAAACGUUUCAGCCCCAGCCAAAGCCAUAUUCAGCCUGUCACUGUGGAGUCAUUCGCUGCCCGUGAGUCUGGCUUGGCUGGCAGGCAGAAUUGGUGUUGUCUAACUGAAGUGGACAGGUACAUGUGCACAUGGAAUGAAAAAACAAAGCUGGCCUCCACGGCUGGGAUUUUUCAGGAAAACGCCGCUUUCAGAGCCUGACACUUACUGGUUCAAAAGCCAAAUGUGCUAGGGGACUUGGAAAGACAAAUGAAAGAGGAAAAAGAAUGAACUAGUUAUAACAGCAUGGUCAGGCUUAUUUUAUUUAAAAAGAAAAAAUUCUGGUUUAAAACAUUUUUCAUUGGGGACAAAGGGGAAAUACUGAUAACUGAGCUUUAAAACUGCUUUACAGUUAUUUUGAUUAAAACCUCUCCCAAAGCUACUUGUUGUACUGCUUGAACAUUUAUGAACUAAAUAAAGAGAUGUAGGUUUUUUUAAAGGUGUUAUUCAUUACUUUACUAAUGUAUUGAAGGAAUAUGAACAGGAACGCCCAGAGCUAUAUAGCAGUCAUUUAUAGAAAAUACCUUAUAAAGUACAUUGCAGGUACACUGUACUCCUAAUAAAAUAUUUUUUAAUCAAGUGCUUUUUUCAAGUGUUUUACAUGAAAACAAGGGUUAGUUUCUGUGGUAAAUGGUGUUGUUCAGAACAAACUGCUUUCUGGAAACAAGCCCGUUAAAUGGUGUGAAGAACACAGCAUGUGUUAGGUCUGAGAGCAGAAAUGGGAGGAGGUACAGCCACAGCUUACUGGGUAGCUGCGGGCACAGCACGAUUUAGGGAUGGUGAAGGUAGGAAUAUUUUCACUCAGUUUCCUAAUUUGUCUUUAGGAGAGUUCAAGCAGCUUGCUCCAGUUAAUUCUUUUAUUCCCCACUUAGUUUUACAUAUAUUCCUAGAAUCUGCAAAAUGGAAAAUAUGAACUGGGAGAUGGUUCUGCCCUCUGCUGUAAUAUGGUCUAUUGACUUCAUUACAGCCCUUGAUCUGCUUUUUCUUGGCUCAAAAUUGAGUCACUAGGACUGUGUUCUUCUGGGUGGCAAAGCACCUGUGGAAAGUUGGGGGAUUUUUUAAGAGCUCUUUUUUAAAGAUACACAUUUGGUUUAAAUUUUAAGUAAUAAUGAAUUCUCUCCCCCACCUUGUUAAAGCAAAACUGAUAAGAGGCUUUAAGAUUUUAUGGACUGGUUCCUAACCAAUUGGUAAGAGGGUCACUUGACAAUUAAUGACAGCAGAGGACACAAAACCACCCCCCUGCUGUGAAACCUCUGUGAAAGCCAUCUGCAGUCCCAGCACUUCUCCAUUUACACACCCAGAAAUCUGCCUCUCCUCCUACACCCCCAGCACCGCUGCUCUUUACCACAAAGUCUUUGCACCCAGCAUGCACACUGGUCUUAGCACAGUUGUCUUGUCCAGUAUUACCUAACUUCUAAAAUCAAGAUCAGGCAUUUAAUAGAUUCAGGGUUUUUAUUAGUUUUUCCAUGUGAACAUUACAAUUUAUAAUACAUCAUAUCUAGUUUGACCUCCAGAAUGAAUCUAAUUUAGUACAUCAUGGUAUUAGUAAAAACAAGCCUGAUAAGUGGGCUAAACUUCCAACUAGUAUCUUCAUACCCUUCCGACAAGGCAAGCUAGACUGUCAAUCACUUUACAGACAUUUAAGUAGUGUUUUCCAAAAACCACCCAGCCCCAAAUUAAACUAGGAAGCGAAUACAAUUUAAAGCAGGAAAGAUUUGGUCAU